GCUCUUCGUUCUUCAUAUCGUUCGUUCAUUUCUUUCUUACUAUCCUUAUCAUUCUAUAGAUCAUAAUGAGACCUCAAUUUCUCCAUCGCUCGCUGGGACUGCUGCAGCGCAUUCCCAAUCGCUCCUUCGUACCAACUGGCUUGGGCUACAGGACCCUCAGUUCCUCGCCUCGCGUUCCUGACUUUGCCUUCGCUUUUGAUAUCGAUGGCGUCCUCCUACGAUCCUCAAAGCCCAUCCCCGGCGCAGCAGACUCGUUGCGAUACCUCAAAGAACAGAACAUCCCGUUUAUCCUUCUCACGAAUGGCGGCGGAAAACACGAGACGGAACGAGUUGCGGAGCUUAGUGAGAAGCUUGAAGUUCCGUUAGAUCCGUCGGUUAUUAUUCAAAGCCAUUCCCCCUUUGCGGAACUCGCGGGUGCGUUGGAGAAUAAGCGUGUGUUGGUUGUCGGAGGGGAUAGCGAUCGUUGCCGUCAGGUAGCAGAGAGGUACGGAUUCAAGAACGUGAUCACACCCGGCGAUAUCUUCAUGGCCAACCCCGGCAUCUGGCCAGUAUCCAAAGUAUUCCGCAGCUACUACGAGCAAUUCGCCAGACCAAUCGAGAAUCCCAACCAGAUCGAUGCACAGGAUCCCUCAAGAGGACUUAAAAUCGAUGCCGUUUUCGUCUACAAUGACCCUCGCGACUGGGGCCUGGACGCACAAGUGAUCAUGGAUGUUCUCCUAUCAUCGGAAGGAGUCCUAGGAACAAUCUCGCAGAAGAAUGGCCAGGCCGAUCUCCCCAACAAAGGCUACCAGCAAGACGACCAGCCACCCUUAUACUUCUCCAACCCAGAUCUGUGGUGGGCAGCAGCCUACCCCCUUCCCCGUCUCGGACAGGGUGGAUUCCGCGAAGCCUUAGAAGGCGUCUGGGCCGCAACAACAGGCGGACCCAGUAAAGGCGUUGAACUGAAGAAGAACAUCGCAGGAAAGCCAUACCAGGCAACAUACGAGUUCGCAGAGCACCAACUCAUGCGCAACCGAUCGCGGUCCUUUGGCGGGGCUAUCACCCAGCCUUUACGUAACGUCUAUAUGAUCGGUGACAACCCAGCAUCUGAUAUUUGCGGAGCAAAUACCUUCCGGAGUAUCCAUAAGAGCGAAUGGCAUUCUAUCCUCGUUCGCACUGGUGUUUACCGUGGAGGUGAACCUGCGUGGAAGCCGAAGACGAUCGCCGAUGAUGUGCAGAAAGCUGUUGAAUGGGGGCUUAAGUCUUCGAAGUGGUAAUCUGCUUGGGACUUUGGGUGCACCCAGUCACCUCAUAGAUCCUUUCACCUUAUGAACAUUCGAACUUGAAUAAACUACUCUACAAUGAUCGACCAUGAAAAAUAUUGUCUUCAUUCCAUUUACUUUUCUGCAAACAAAGAUGCAUCAACUUAGAUAUAUAACGGGCGUCGACGCCUACAAUAUCCAUCUCUAAUACCAUACUCUAGAAACAAUGGCAACAUACAACUUGGGU
This is a messenger RNA of Aspergillus glaucus CBS 516.65, 1488 nucleotides long. RefSeq names its product putative HAD superfamily hydrolase. Gene Ontology annotation, biological process: glycerophospholipid biosynthetic process. The transcript has 4 exons. The coding region runs from base 66 to 1256 and encodes 396 amino acids. Gene Ontology annotation, cellular component: mitochondrion. NCBI's taxonomy places the organism in Eukaryota, Fungi, Ascomycota, Eurotiomycetes, Eurotiales, Aspergillaceae. The record is from RefSeq and is a predicted model, not a curated record.